This is a messenger RNA of Rubroshorea leprosula, 655 nucleotides long. The record is from the annotation of a GenBank genome assembly. NCBI's taxonomy places the organism in Eukaryota, Viridiplantae, Streptophyta, Magnoliopsida, Malvales, Dipterocarpaceae.
CCAUCAUCAAAAUUCAAAAUCUCUCUCGGCGGUAUCUGGUUUCUUUGGCUUUCUUAAGAAACAAACAAAUCCUCGCCAAUCCUUUGUAUUCGAAAUGGCUCGCACAAAGCAGACUGCUAGGAAAUCAACCGGCGGCAAGGCGCCGCGGAAGCAGCUGGCCACCAAGGCGGCUCGUAAGUCAGCACCAGCGACUGGAGGUGUGAAGAAACCUCACCGCUUCAGGCCCGGAACUGUCGCUUUGAGAGAGAUCAGGAAGUACCAGAAGAGCACUGAGCUCUUGAUCCGCAAGCUUCCGUUCCAGAGGCUGGUGAGAGAGAUCGCUCAAGAUUUCAAGACGGAUCUCAGGUUCCAAAGCAGCGCCGUUGCGGCUCUCCAAGAAGCCGCUGAGGCAUACCUGGUGGGACUCUUUGAGGACACAAAUCUCUGUGCUAUUCAUGCCAAGAGAGUCACCAUUAUGCCUAAGGACAUCCAGCUUGCCAGAAGGAUCAGGGGAGAAAGGGCUUAAGUCUGUCGAUUGUAGACCAGAAUCAGAUCUGUACUUUUGUGUUAUGCUUAGUUGUAUUUUAUAUGUUAAUGAAAAAUUGAAAACUACUUCAAUAUUGGUCUUUUUAUGGCAUGUUUAAGGGAGUUGGAAAAACAAAUGCUGUUGGUUUCA